UAAAGAAAUGGAGACCAAAAUACGUUGUGGAUGAUUUAAUAUUCAUCCAUUUAUUCAGUCGAGCAUAAUGUGAAAGUUUAAUUAGAAUUUUAUCAAUGCACACUAUUCGAAGUGUAUGAAAGUUUCCUUCAAAGAAUGACGGAGGAUAUUCAACUAAAGCAGUUGUCCGAUGAAAGAGGUAAUUAUGGUACAGUUGACGAUGGUGGUCAAGAUGAAGCUGAUCGUGUUAUUAUGAUCAAUAGCCCACAAAAUGUUGAAUUUUGUGGAAAUAAGAUUAGCACGGCCAAGUAUAAUCUCAUCACAUUUUUACCAAAGUUUUUGUUGGAACAAUUUAGCAGAUAUUCUAAUGUAUUCUUCCUCUUCAUCGCUCUUCUUCAGCAAAUAGAAGGCGUUUCACCAACAGGCCGCUAUACAACAGCCGUUCCUUUGCUCUUUGUUUUGUCCUGUUCUGCUGUGAAGGAAAUUAUUGAAGAUUAUAAACGCCACAGAGCUGACGAUAAAACCAAUAAAAAGGAUGUUAGAGUUUGGAGAGAGGAUGCUUACCAAACUGUAAAAUGGAUGGAGCUUAAAGUUGGUGACAUUGUUAAAGUUGUCAACGGACAGUUCUUUCCUGCUGACCUAAUGCUACUAUCUUCGAGUGAACCAAUGGGAAUGUGUUAUAUUGAGACAGCUAAUUUGGAUGGUGAGACAAACCUUAAAAUUAAGCAGGCUCUGCCUCUGACAGCUAAUAUGGUUCAACUUACUGAUUUGAAGACAUUAGAGGGACGGGUAGAUUGUGAAGGCCCAAAUAAUCGACUUUACGAGUUUGUUGGAAAUAUCACGCUAAAUGGAAAGAAAGCUGUCCCACUUAAUCCCGAUCAGUUAUUACUGCGUGGUGCUCAGUUAAGAAAUACUCAAUGGAUAUAUGGAUUGGUCGUCUACACAGGGCAUGAUUCAAAACUAAUGCAGAACUCAACCGCUGCUCCGAUUAAGAGAUCAAACAUGGAUCGAGCAACAAAUUUGCAAAUAUUGUUUUUAUUUUGCCUGCUGAUGAUCAUGGCAUUUUUCAGUAGUUUAGGAUCUUAUCUUUGGACCAAGAAUCAAAGAGCUGGCUCGUGGUAUAUGGGAUACGAAGGUCGUAAACCACAGAGCUUCUUCUUCACAAUAAUCACGUUUAUUAUUCUCUACAAUAAUCUUAUUCCUAUUAGUUUGCCUGUCACAUUGGAGAUUGUAAAAUUUAUUCAAGCUAUAUUUAUAAACUCGGAUUGUGAAAUGUAUUAUGAUGAGAAUGAUACUCCAGCAAUGGCUAGAACAUCCAAUCUAAAUGAAGAGUUAGGUCAAGUAAAAUAUAUAUUUUCUGACAAAACUGGUACUCUUACAAGGAACAUUAUGGAAUUCAGAAAGUGUAGUAUUGCAGGAAUUAUGUAUGGAGGAGAUGGCGAUACAUAUAAUGAUCCAUCUUUACUCGACAAUCUUCGAGAACAUCAUCCGACUUCCUCCGUGAUCCGAGAGUUUCUCACUUUGCUAUCAGUAUGCCAUACUGUGGUGCCUGAAAGAGAUACUCAGAAUCCAGAUAAGAUCAUUUAUCAAGCGGCAUCCCCAGAUGAGGGUGCGUUGGUUGAAGGAGCAAAACUGUUUGGGUUUUCUUUUAAUGUGCGAACACCCACUUCUGUUAUCAUUAAUGCUAUGGGACAAGAGGAAGUUUACGAAGUUCUUAAUGUUUUGGAAUUCAACAGCACUCGUAAACGUAUGUCUGUAAUCAUGAAAACACCGUCAGGACAGAUCAAGCUUUACUGCAAAGGAGCCGACACUGUCAUCUACGAAAGAUUAGGCACUAGCCAAUUGUACAAAGAUGUCACAUUGAAACAUUUGGAAGAGUUUGCUAAGGACGGCUUACGAACAUUGUGUAUUUCCAUGGCUGAGAUCUCUCAGGAAGAAUAUGAUCGCUGGAGUGAUAUUUAUUACCGUGCAAGUACAAGUUUGGAAAAUAGAGACGAGAAAGUUGAUGAAGCUGCAGAACUUAUUGAAAAAAAUCUGUUUCUACUCGGAGCAACAGCAAUAGAAGACAAGUUGCAGGAGGGCGUUCCUGAUAGCAUUGCUGAUUUAGCUGCCGCUAACAUUAAGAUUUGGGUACUAACUGGAGACAAGCAAGAAACUGCGAUUAACAUAGGUUACUCUUGUAAAUUACUCACGGAAGACAUGUCUUUGCUUAUUUGUAAUGAAUGUGAUCUCGGUGGAACGAAACGUUGGCUGGACGAGAUCAUCAAGAAAUAUGGAAUUAAAAAUAAGCGAAAAAAAGAACCAAAACGCGGUGAAGAGGAGCGGUUGGCGCUUAUCGUAACUGGUCAGACUCUGAAUUAUGCCUUAGAAGAAGAUUUAAAAUACAAUUUCCUGGAUCUUGCACUAUGCUGUAAAGCAGUCGUUUGUUGCAGAGUUUCUCCUUUGCAAAAAGCUCAAGUUGUGCGGCUAGUCAAGUCCCAAGUAAAGAAUUCUGUUACAUUAGCAAUUGGUGAUGGUGCAAACGAUGUAGGAAUGAUUCAGGCAGCUCACGUUGGGGUUGGUAUAAGUGGUCAAGAAGGUUUGCAAGCAGCAAGUGCUUCUGAUUACGCAAUCGCUCAGUUCCGUUUUCUGAAUAAACUAUUACUGGUCCAUGGUUCAUGGAGUUAUCAACGUUUAAGUAAACUGAUAUUAUAUUCAUUCUACAAGAACGUCUGUUUAUAUGUUAUUGAGCUCUGGUUCGCUUUAGAUAACGGUUUUUCUGGUCAAAUUUUGUUUGAUAAGUGGUGUAUUGGUAUUUACAAUGUGGCGUUUACGGCAUUCCCUCCAUUGGCAAUUGGUUUGUUUGACAAGACAGUGUCGUCAGAUAGCCUUCAACGUUUUCCUCAACUUUAUAAACCGUCUCAAAAUGCGGAGUAUUUUAACACAAAGGUUUUCUGGUUGUGGAUCUUUGCUGCUGUUGUUCACUCGCUUCUGUUGUUUUAUCUUCCAUCUUUAGCAUUAAACAAUGAUGUACCUUUUCAGGAAGGUUUAGUCGUUGGAAAUUGGUUUGUAGGAAAUGUUGUAUACACGCUCGUCGUUGUCACAGUUUGCUUAAAAGCAGCUCUUGAGUUAGAUUCUUGGAAUUUGCUUUGUCAUAUUGCGAUAUGGGGAAGCAUUCUUAGCUGGUUUAUAUUUUUAUUAAUUUAUUGUCAACCAUUUAUUGCGGAGUUCCUAGCUCCUGAUAUGAUUGGGCAGGAACAAAUGAUUUUUACUUGUCCUGGAUUCUGGUUUAUGUUAAUCCUUAUUCCUGUCAUUACACUGUUCUUUGACUUCUGUUAUAAAUUGUUCAACAGAACUUUCCGGAAGACGUUAGCUCAGGAAAUUCAAGAAAUAGAGGAACGAAGGAGUGAUCCUCAGUCGUCUCUUGGUCUUUCCACUCCUUCCGUGCACAGGUCGGCAUUCAGAUCGAAGAGCUUCAAAAACCAACAUGGUUAUGCAUUUUCACAAGAGGAAAGUGCAUCUGUCCGUCAGGCGCAGUUAAUCCGACGAUAUGAUACGAAUCUUAAAAAGCCAGGGGGUGGAGAGUAAUGAAUGUUGAUUGAUGUACGUCCUUAUAUAAGUUAUCGCUGAAACCUUACGAGAGAAAUAAGGACAUUGUUUUUAUCGUUGUCGUAACAUAUAGUAUCUUAUAUGGUAUACAUUGUGUUGUUGCAUGUUUUAUGGUAUACACCAUGUUAUUGCAUAGUUUAUUGACUGUUUUGAAUUCAAAUGUCAAUUCGAAUUUCCUGUGUAUGUGUGUGCAUGCGUGCUUCAAACAUGAUAAAUCAUAGUCAAUAGUACUGGUGUUUAUCACACUAUUUUAAUUUAUAAUUGCAUAGCAGUAGCUAUAGCUAUAGGCAUAGCAGGCAUGUUCACACAGCCAGGUUAAUUUUGAAUUGAUAUUAAUAUAAAUAUUUAGGAUGUAUUAAUGUUUGUUUGAAUUUGAUUAUAAUGCUAGUGGAUGCUAGCUAAUUAUUUAAAGUUUAUUUAGGAUAUAUGAUAUUCAAAGAAUGUAAAUUUUCGUGUUAGCAUUAAAAUUUGUUGUAAAUCGUGCACGCGAGUAUUAAA
Molecule: messenger RNA, 4065 nt
Organism: Dendronephthya gigantea
Lineage: Eukaryota; Metazoa; Cnidaria; Anthozoa; Malacalcyonacea; Nephtheidae
Product: phospholipid-transporting ATPase IA-like
Exons: 47
Coding region: 136-3546 (1136 amino acids)
Biological process (GO): phospholipid translocation
Cellular component (GO): plasma membrane
Molecular function (GO): magnesium ion binding; ATP binding; ATP hydrolysis activity
Source: RefSeq, a predicted model, not a curated record